AUGGAUGGUAUAGAGAUUCCUGACACUGGGCUGUUUCUCCGUACCGGAGAACAGCCCGGGGACGCUUCCACCAAACCGGCCCAAAUCAUGCGGCUCAAUUUGGUUCAGAGUACUCUCGACGAACUCAUUCUGACUCUACGAAAUGACGAACCUGCUCGUGUCCGCCUAGGAAAACACCCGUCUCUCCAUUACGCUGGCAAAUCCCAAUCCUUCCACGCCUACCCCGAAACUCACCGAUCCGAGAUCUACCACCUUUCGACUGAUAAGAAAUCCCUCUACUUCACCGGUGUGAUGAGCCACAGUCUGGAAGUGGAAAAGGCCAAGAAGGCAACUGCAGCCACAGACCAGGCCCUGGCUACGCUGGAAGAAAGCCUCAAGGAGAGCUUGAGUGCUUUCGAGAGGGGCAAAGAUGCGAAGAAAACCACCAUAAUGCACCACCCAGACGAGUUCAAGGGUCUUCGCGGGAAUAAAGCCCGCGCUCCAAAAACAAAGGCGGACCUGGAAAGGGAACGAGUACUUCGAGCUUCCGCCAAUCGAUCUCUCAAUGCAAGUCCAACUCUAGGGGCCUCCCGCUCACCAAUUCCUCCAACAUCGGCUCCCGCCUCCCAAACAAAGUCCAAUGCUCGUCUCGAGGCUCUGAAGAUGCCUUUUAUUCACCUGCUCGCCGUUCGUGCCGUUUCAACCAAAUUCCUCUCCCGCCAAACUUGUUCCUCAAUUGAGGAUUGCGCGAGCCUGGCUCAGAAGCUCGGCUCAGAGAACCGAUUGAACCGUGAGAAGUUCGACCUGAAAGAUAAGAGCUACAAAGACCUUGACGUUUGGAAAUUCCCUUAUCCGAACCAAGAGGAUCGCCAACAAGCAAUUGAGAAUGCUGUCUCGGCCUUUGAUCGGAUGCGAAUCUCUCGCACUGAUAAACUCUGGCAAAUGUUGCUUCCCAAGGAGGAACGAGGCAAGGGCAAGUGCCUAUCUCGACUGAACCUGAGCAACGGGCCGAUCAAGAAAGCUGCCGCAUCACGAAUGCAACUCGACGGUGUCGAAGAUGAUGCCGGUCAUGAUAUCGAGCGGGCUCCGGGCUCUGGUGUUACUGCGACGAAAUCAAACACCGCUACACCCCGGUCAAAUGCGGCGCCGAAGACACGACUGGAGAAGGAGCCGGCCAAGCGACCUACGAAGAGCAAGCCUACCACCAAUAGUACGUUGGCAGGCCGCGUUACGAAAAAGACUGAAAGAAAGCCUCCGGCCAAGACGGAGAGCAAGAUCAAGUCUGCAGAAUUUGUGCUUGACUCUGAUGACGAUGAUGAUAUGCUUGGUGCUGCGCCCGCUCCAUCGCAGCGUUCAAAGGAAGAUCUUAAGCCCGCACCACCUAAGAAGGCCCCGGCCUCGGCUACAGCCCAGAAGAGUCCUACCAAGAGCCAGCCGCUUCCCAAACCUCUUGCCCGUGAUUCAUUCAAGUCUCCCAAGUCAGAGGCACCGAAUCCCAAGCUGGAAUCGUCCCAACCUGUAAAGGCAGCUUCCAAGCGACCUCCUUCUCGCCUAUCAAACUCUCCACAGAAGCCUUCUCCGCUCGGGUCUUCUCCGCCAACCAACUCAUCUGAUGUCCAAGGCCGCAAUCGCUCUGACAGCACCAAUCUGUCAAGCUCCUCGUCAUCCUCUCCUCUUAUUGCGCAACUCUCUCGAUCUAGUAAACCAACUACGACUGCUGUUGCUCGCUCUCAAAAGCCUGCAGUAAAGACCAAUGGCAUCGCCAAGUCUGCGCCUGCUACAAAUCCCUUGAAGCGCAAGGCGGAACCCGAACGUCUGGCACAGCCAGCCGCACGCACGACCGCAAACCUCGAGCACAAGCGACGUCGAGCCAUCAGUGCCUCGAGCGGAGGCAGCACGGGCAGUGCUUCUCCACCCAUGAGCCACGAGCUCCUGCGACAGCAACUGCGCGACAAGUCGCAAACCUUCAAGAAAAAUUAUGCCAGAUACCAGUCCCUGCAUGAAGUCCUCGCAGCACAGGCCAAUCCAUCCCAAGCGGACUUGGACCGACUGCAGAAGCAGCGCAAGCGUCUGCAGACCAUGAAAGAGGAAAUCUGGGCUGAAGAUCAACGACUUCGAGAAGGCAUUCUCUCCUAA
This is a messenger RNA of Penicillium taxi, 2115 nucleotides long. RefSeq lists its product as uncharacterized. The transcript has a single exon. The record is from RefSeq and is a predicted model, not a curated record. Lineage: Eukaryota; Fungi; Ascomycota; Eurotiomycetes; Eurotiales; Aspergillaceae. Bases 1 to 2115 code for a protein of 704 amino acids.